This is a messenger RNA of Carassius gibelio (silver crucian carp), 3674 nucleotides long. It is a transcript of the gene gna13b, whose product is annotated as guanine nucleotide binding protein (G protein), alpha 13b. Gene Ontology annotation, biological process: Rho protein signal transduction; adenylate cyclase-activating G protein-coupled receptor signaling pathway. Lineage: Eukaryota; Metazoa; Chordata; Actinopteri; Cypriniformes; Cyprinidae. Gene Ontology annotation, molecular function: D5 dopamine receptor binding; GTPase activity; G-protein beta/gamma-subunit complex binding. The transcript has 4 exons. The record is from RefSeq and is a predicted model, not a curated record. Gene Ontology annotation, cellular component: heterotrimeric G-protein complex; brush border membrane. Bases 100 to 1233 code for a protein of 377 amino acids.
CACUGCGCGCGCCACUGUUAUGGUAACGCGCCCCGCCCGCCUCUAGCCCCGCGGCGCGCGCAGUUUCACUCCCCACUGUAUCGAUGAAGUUGCACAAAGAUGGCGGAUUUCCUGCCGUCCCGGUCCUUUCUAUCCGUUUGUUUUCCAAACUGUCUUCUCAACAGCAGCGAAGCGGAACAACUGAGGAUAUCUAAAGAAAUAGACCGAGGUCUUUUGAAAGACAAAACCUAUGUGAAACGGUUAGUCAAGAUCCUUCUGCUAGGCGCCGGCGAAAGCGGCAAGUCCACUUUCCUCAAGCAGAUGCGCAUCAUACACGGCCAGGACUUCGACCAGCGGGCCAAAGAAGAGUUCAGAGGCACCAUCUACAGUAAUGUGAUGAAAGGUGUUCGAGUGCUUGUGGAUGCCAGAGAAAAGCUCCAUAUCCCAUGGGGAGACCCUUCAAACCAGGCACAUGGAGACAUCAUGAUGGCUGUUGACACACGCUCAGCCAUGGUGUCGCAAGGGCUGAUGGAGACCAAAGUGUUCCUGCAGUACAUGCCUUCAAUCCGUGCCCUCUGGGCUGACACCGGCAUACAGAACGCGUAUGACCGGCGCAGGGAGUUUCAACUGGGUGAAUCAGUGAAAUAUUUCUUGGAUAACUUGGACAAACUUGGAACACCGGACUAUCUACCAACACAGCAAGACAUCCUGCUGGCACGUAAGCCCACCAAGGGCAUUCACGAGUAUGACUUUGAGAUCAAGAACGUUCCCUUCAAGAUGGUGGACGUGGGCGGCCAGCGGUCGGAGCGCCGCAGGUGGUUCGAGUGCUUCGACAGCGUCACAUCGAUCCUCUUCCUCGUCUCGUCCAGCGAGUUCGACCAGGUUCUGAUGGAGGACCGGCUGACCAACCGCCUCAUGGAGUCGCUCAACAUCUUCGAGACCAUCGUCAACAACCGCGUCUUCAGCAACGUGUCCAUCAUCCUCUUCCUCAACAAGACAGACUUGCUGGAGGAGAAGGUCAAAUUGGUGGCCAUCAAGGACUACUUCCCCGAGUACACAGGGGAGCCGCACAACCUGGAGGACGUGCAGAAGUUCCUGGUGGAUUGUUUCCGGAACAAGCGCCGAGACCAGCAGCAGAAGCCCCUCUACCACCACUUCACCACCGCCAUUAACACGGAGAACAUUCGCCUGGUCUUUCGCGACGUCAAGGACACCAUCUUGCACGACAACCUCAAACAACUCAUGCUGCAGUGAUGCUGGUCCAGCCGUAACCUUCAGAUCUCUCCGAAAUAACCCUCUUCUGCUCAGAAGAAACUGACUCCAAUGUUUGUACUCCACACAGUAACCUUUCUGAAUAGCUCUGACGUGCUUUUACGCCAAGGCGGCGGCCUAGCCUAGCGGUCUGUCAAAGAGCACGGGACUCUCUUAAAGAGUGCGCUUCCAGAAGAGAGUGGGUCUGGCCACUCGCACUCGUCCUGCCAAGAGAAGCUGCACGCGUCACCCUCUCGCCGGAGGUGCCAAACGCAAUGCGCUCCUCCCUCCAAAAGAGGAGAGAAGCGGGAUGAGAUAUCCUAGCACUGUUCUUUGAUCUGUUACCUUUGAGCCUUUUAUUACUGACCAAAUUGCAAGAUGAGAUGCAAAUGCUGUUUUAACCUUUUAACAGGAACUAUGUUCUGAGCCUUUCUGUCGACGCCUGCCUGGCCUUAAUUCCCCCUCGUUUUGAUCGGUGUUUUUAACUUGUUGAUUUCUAAUCGAUUGUACAAAUUUUAGAAUUGAGUUUCGUUUUUUUUUUAAUAUAUAGCUCUAUGAAUAUAUUUACCGAUAAACUUAAGUUAUGUUUCAGAAGUUUACACUCUGAUUUUCCUCUGCUGAUGGAUAAUGCUUAACGAUUCGUACCACUUGAUAAACUGAACAUACACUGUGGUUAGCCACGCUAGGCGAGCUGAUAGAUGCAGAAUGCACACAGCAUAAACUCAGGGCUGAAUGUAGACCACUUAAGCGCAACUGUUCGCUUUCAGGAACAUCCAGUAGUUGUAGUUCUCCAUCGGUGGCUGGAAAUCACAUUUCCUCGCUGGCCUGCAGGCGACAUCCUCCGCUCUGCCCUAGCUAGAGUCUGGAAGGACUUCUUCAUCCAUCAGGGAACCGAAAACGGUUUCUUGUUAAUUUAUUUGCUUUCUUUUGAAUCUUUUUUUGGUCCACAAUCAAACUAAACUAAACUGGCUUCUCUGUCAGACCCCACUAACAAAAAGCGCAUGUAUUCACAAGUGUGCCACGUGUGUAAGGUACCAAUAAUUCGAACAAAUUUUCUCAAAAGGGAUCGAUCUUUGUGAACUUCGUUCCCUCAACAGUUGUGUAUAGCUACUUUGUUUAGUGCCAUGUCUGCCCUGAAUACUACUGUUGUAGUGAGUAUUUGAUGUAAAUAGUACCUCACUCUCCUCACCACUCUUUUCUAACGGAUAUGUAACCUACACUGAAAUGUAAAGCUGUUUUUUUGCUACUGUGCAGCCAUAAAUCCAGAGAUACUGACUUCUCGCCCGCAGUUCGCCCCAUUCAGGGUUGCUCUUGUAGUGCUUUUGGCUGAAUGGUGCCUGUAUUUGUCGUCUAUGCAUUCAGAUGGCUGCAGCUCAGCCUGGCAGCAGAGGACUCUUUGUCUGGUGUCGAAUUCUGCCUCACGCCUUCCUGGCUGAAGUCCCGGGACGCUCGUGAAAAGCAAGUAUUACGUCUUCACUCUCCACUGACAGUGUCCUGUGUUUUCUAGUGCCAUUCACUGGCCCCCAAAUGCCAGGAAGCCAGGCAUUGCGGAGCUUUUGUUGUCAUUUUGGUGUGACGUGGUAUCCGUAUUAGUAUUUCUCAUUACGAACUCGGACCGUUCCAAGCACAAGAUGUUGACUGAUUUAAGUGAACUUAAUAUUAAGUGAAAUACGGAGUAUCAGCCUUUAGUAUUUGCUGCCUAGUUUUAGCAUGCCGAGUCUUAAAACGUUGUAUUAUCUGCCUUUGAGCUUGAAGACCUUAAUGAAGCAAAGGAAUAGCUGAGCACGCUUCCGAGUCCAAGACUUCCUGCAUCGGAGAGCCUUGAGGACAAACCCAAGUGCUUGUGCAAAAGAUGUCACUGUGUGGUGUAGCUGUGAGAGAAGGGUCAGAAUGAGUCACUCCUAACGGUUGACAUGUUUAAAGGAAGGGCAAUGCUGCAGGUAGAUACACUACUUUAGCUGUAUUUCUCCUCUGUACACUGCCGAGGUGUGAGGUUGUUUGCCAUAGUUCUGUUGGCUUUUAUUAGCCAUUCACAUUCAUAUUUUUCCGCUCUUUCAUAAGUAUUGUUAACGAUGGAGUCUUUCUCACUGUAGCCUUUUUACCGAAACGUGAUUCUGAUCAGAGAUGGCUGAUUCGCUGUUUUUGGUUUUGCCCAGAUAAUCAAGUUUGAUAAUAAUUAUGCAAGAAUUAUGCCUGCCUCAAAGAAGAAUUCCUAGUGCCUCCAGUUUGAUGCCUCAGACAUGUCUUGUCCCUUUUUCUUUGUAGAUAGGUUUUUAAAAGUUGAUUAAUGUGGAUGCUUUGAGUCCUCAUAUCAAUAUAAUUCAUACUAAAGAUUUCUCGACUCUUGUGCUCAGUACAGAAUAUAGACCUGCCUGCUUUCAUUGUACAGUCUAAUCUAUGCUAUCAUUCUUCAUCAUUGACUCAAUAAAAUCAUUUUGCAAAAA